Molecule: messenger RNA, 1911 nt
Organism: Argiope bruennichi
Lineage: Eukaryota; Metazoa; Arthropoda; Arachnida; Araneae; Araneidae
Product: retinal-binding protein-like
Exons: 13
Coding region: 275-1441 (388 amino acids)
Cellular component (GO): cytoplasm
Source: RefSeq, a predicted model, not a curated record
GAAGAGGGAAGCAUUAUAAAUUGUAGAUAUGAUUCAAGAAGAGAUUACUUAAAAUUAGGAGCAUAUAGAAUUUGAAAAAAAAAUUUAAUGCGCCAAUAGUAUCUGUGGAUAAUAGCUGAAAAAAGAAAAGGAAAGAAAAUACAACAAUUUCUUAUAAUUUGAAUGGUCUUAGAAUUUGAAUGCAAUAAGCAUAUGUUUAUUUUAUACAUUUUAAGACUUUGAAGGUAUUUUUCUUGCCUGUAAUUUAACAUUUUCUGCGGAAUACUAAUUGAAAAUGACGUUCGAAAAUGAUCUGACUAAUGAGCAAAAGAUCGCAAUUGACGAGUUGAAAAGAAGAACAAUAAAUGCCAUAACUCCAAAGAUGCGUGAAGAGGAAACUCUAUAUUAUAGAUUUCUGAAAGCUCGCGAUUUUGACUUAGAAAACAGUGAAACUAUGUUAAGAAAACAUAUUGCUUGGCGUAAAGAAUUCCAGGUGGAUACGAUUUUGACAGAUUUUAAGCCUCCAGAAGUAUUGAUGAAAUAUCUUCCAUUUACCGUUAUUGGACACGAUAGGGAAGGAAGUCCUGUAAUAUACGCUGAUAUGAAUUGCGAUGUAAACGGAAUUUUAAGGUCUACAAGGAAAAUAGACCUUUUCAAGCACAUAAUAUUUUUGCACGAAAAACUCCUUGAAGAUAUGAAGGAACAAAGUAUAAAGCAAGGGAAAGCAGUUACAACUAUGGUGCAAAUAUAUGACUAUGGCAAGAUGACAUUUGCCAAAGCUACGAAUAAAAAAUCUAUAGAACUCACGAAGUUUGUAAUAAAUUUGUUUCAAGACAACUAUCCAGAAUUACUAAAAGUCGUAUUUGACAUUAAUGCAUCAUUUUACUUCACUUUAUUUUUCCCCAUCAUAAAAGUAAUUUUGGCUCCUGCAGUCUACAAUAAGAUUCGUUUUUAUGGUACAGAAAAUUGGAAGGAAGAUCUUCUUGAAAUCAUUGAUGCAGACGAACUUCCAGCCUUUCUUGGUGGAAACCGAACUGAUCCUGAUGGAGAUCCUAUGUGCAACAGUUUUGUAAUUCAUGCGGAAACAGUACCUGAAAGUUAUUAUUUGAAGAAAUCUGAGAAAAUACUCUGUAAUACUCCUGGAAUAGAAAAAAUUACCGUUUCCCGUUUCUCGAAAGAAACUCUUACCUUUGAAGUAAAAGAAGCUAAUUCAUUUUUGGAGUGGGAAUUCGAAACAAAAAACAAAGAUAUAGGAUUUGGUGUGCAUUUUAAGGAAAAUGAUUCAAAGAUUGUUGAAGUUUUGCCGAAACAAAGGAUCGAUACAUACUACGGAUCAGAAACAGGUGUUUACAGAUGUGAAAAGCCUGGUACAUAUAUUGUUUCGUUUGAUAAUUCCUACAGUUGGAUAUAUAAAAAGGAGAUUUACUAUAAACUGAGGGUAAUUGGACCGAAUUCUAUCUAGUCAUUUCGAUGAGGAGAAAUUUUAUGUAGAAGUAGAGAAGAAUUAUUGCAUAGGUGGAAUUACAGCAUAGGAAGAAUUAUUGCAUAGAUGGAAUUACAGCAUAGGAAGAAUUAUUGCAUAGGAGGAAUUAUCGCAUAGAAAAAUUAUUGCAUAGGAGGAAUUGCAAAUUAUUAAAUAGGAGGAAAAAUUAUUGCAUAGGAGGAAUUGCAAAUUAUUGAAUAGGAGGAAAAAUUAUUGCAUAGGAGGAAUUGCAAAUUAUUGAAUAGGAGGAAAAAUUAUUGCAUAGAAAGAGUUAUUGUGCCCACAAAGAAUUAUUGCAUAAAAAGAAUUAUUGUGCUCACAAAGAAUUAUUGUGCUUACAAACAAUUAUAUACGUUUAAUGUAAAUUAAUUCUUUUGCCGAGUAGUAUUCUUAUUGUAAAUAUGUUGUGCAUGGUUUAAAUAAAUAUUUCAAAUGAUUCAAUUAUAUUG